Molecule: messenger RNA, 2469 nt
Organism: Panicum hallii
Lineage: Eukaryota; Viridiplantae; Streptophyta; Magnoliopsida; Poales; Poaceae
Product: poly(A)-specific ribonuclease PARN
Exons: 7
Coding region: 78-2231 (717 amino acids)
Cellular component (GO): cytoplasm
Molecular function (GO): RNA binding; 3'-5'-RNA exonuclease activity
Source: RefSeq, a predicted model, not a curated record
GUUUACAGUCCAUUAUACACAAUCAAGCCCAACCCCCCGCCGCCCGCCUCCGCCCUUCUUCUCCAGCGACGGCGACCAUGCAGGGCCGCCUCCGCCGUCUCCUCCCCGCGCCGCCGCCAAGGGCCCUGCUCUUCCGCUCGCUCUCCUCCUCGCCGCCUCCGAAAGGCGGCGGCGAUGGCGGCAGCGGGGUGCCGGUGAAGCAGGUGACGCGGGGGAACCUGGCGGAGGUCCUGGAGGAGCUGCGGGGGCGCGUGCGGGAGGCCACGUUCGUGGGGCUCGACCUGGAGAUGAGCGGCGUCACGAGCGCGCCCUGGAGGGACACCUUCGAGCUCGACCGCGACGACGUGCGGUACCUCAAGCUCCGCGACUCCGCGGAGCGGUUCGCCGCCCUGCAGCUCGGCGUUUGCCCCUUCCGAUGGGACCCCGCCAAGUCCGCCUUCGUCGCCCAUCCGCAUAACUUCUUUAUCUUCCCUCGCAAGGAGCUGAGUGAUUGUCCAUCUCAUGAGUUUCUUUGUCAGACAACUUCAAUUGACUUCUUAGCGAAGUACCAGUUUGAUUUCAACACAUGCUUCCGUGAAGGAAUAUCUUAUUUAUCCAGAGCACAAGAGGAAGAAGCACUACAGAAAUUAAAUUUGUUGCAUCAAGAUCAAACAUCUGCAUCUUCCACCGCUUCUGAAGGGGAUGGAGAUAUGCCUCUAGAGAGGGCUGCUGAUAUCCUUUUCACGGAAAGGAUGAAAUUGAACUUCAAGGAAUGGCGUGAUGUGAUAGUCAGCAAGCCCGACAGCCAUUUGUUAGGAAACACUAAAUGUGCCGCAGGACAAUUCCAAACAGUUUUCUUCAAAAUGCGCCCAGCUAUUAUGCUUAAUGGAUUCUCAUCACAUCAGUUGCAGCUAAUUGAACAGGUUUUGAGAAAAAACUUCAGGGAUCUUGUUUAUGUCUGUACAUUUGGUGAGGAUGACACAUCUGAAAAGAGAGUAGUUUAUUCAGACACCGAUGAGGACAAAAUAUUGCUGAUGAAAGAUGUGCAGGAAGAUCUACUGAAAAGCAGGGAAGCAAGAGUCAAAUCAGCAAUAGGAAUCCGCCAUGUCAUUGACCUUCUUUCAUCGGAAAGGAAAUUGAUUGUUGGCCAUAGUUGUAUUCUAGAUAUUGCACAAGUGUACAGCAAGUUUGUCGGUCCUCUUCCUUCAUCUAUCAAGGAAUUUGCCUUAAGUAUCCACAAAAUUUUCCCACACAUCGCAGAUACCAGGCAUCUUAUGUCUGUCAAUCAAGCAGUUCAGAAACUGAUGAAGCAGAAAAGUAAAUCACUGUCUUCAGCUUUCUCAUUUUUGUGCCCUGCAUCACCUUCAUAUGCUAUGAAGCCAUCCAGUCUUUCUCCUGUGAAAAUUGAAGUUGAAGGAGAUGAAACAAAGUCGUCUUGCUUCAUUUCAGGUGCUAAGCAUGAAGCAGGGUAUGAUGCAUACAUGACUGGAUGUGUUUUUGCACAGUUGUGCACUUAUCUUGAUAUCGAAUUUGAUCAGCUCUCACCUCAGGAUAACUUAGCAACAAACAAUAAGCUGCAGAAACACAUCAAUCUUUUGUCCCCAAGCUGGAACAGUGGAACAGUGAUUGAUUUAAGCAGUGGCAUGGAGAGACCAGAGCCAGGUUAUAUGAGAAGGUAUCCUGCUCCUGUAUAUGAUAACAUUGUUCUCAUCUGGGGAUUCAUGUCUAAGGUCAGACCAAAGGAAAUUAAGGAUUGCAUCUGCAAAGUGUUUGGUCUAGGAUCAGUCAUAUCUGUCUUCUCCAUCGAUUCCACCGCUGUCCUUGUGCAGUUUAAGAAACCAGAGUCUGUAAAUGAUUUCUUGGAUUUGAAGGCAGUUUUGGAGAGGACGGAUAGUGCUAUCUCAAUUCUACACCCGUUGUCAACUAUAUUGGAAGGAGGCCAAACUCGAGCUGCGAAAUAUGACACCUACAGAGACAUCUGCAGCUCUUCUGAAUCAAAAUAUCUUUUUGCAGAUCAAGCUGAAGCAGUUUGUGCAACUUCAGAGAAUCAGCUCCAAGAGAAUGUUGAUGACAAUCUUAUAUCUGGUGUGCACCAGAGUAUUCUUGAUGGCACGGUGCUCACCUCAGUAAAUAAGGGAGAUGGAACAAAAUCUGGUUCCAAGAAUGAAGGCGAUGCUGAUAUUACAUGCCAGCAUAUCUUAGAUGCUCUACAUGAUGGCAGAGCAUUGAUUGGCAGACGAAUGAGAAGCUAAUGACUGCUAGCGGCCUUUUUCCACAGGUUUUUAGCAAUUUGCCUUUUAUUUUGAGGCUUAAUGCUCUGAAUCUAAUAGGGAAUAUUUCCCCAAUGUCUUUAGGCACAAUGCCAUAACUAGCAUCCGCACGCAGUGCAAGCUUUGAACUACAGAAUAACUGUCUACUUAUACAGGGAAGCAUUCUUCCUGUUGUCAUUUACAAGAAUGAUUAGUACAUUCUUCCAUCCUCUUUUGCUCA